Physcomitrium patens is the source of this 3099-nucleotide messenger RNA. RefSeq lists its product as uncharacterized. The record is from RefSeq and is a predicted model, not a curated record. Gene Ontology annotation, biological process: regulation of gene expression. Gene Ontology annotation, molecular function: DNA-binding transcription factor activity. NCBI's taxonomy places the organism in Eukaryota, Viridiplantae, Streptophyta, Bryopsida, Funariales, Funariaceae.
CAUCGCUGGAGAAUCGACUUGGUUAUGCGGUUUAGCACCGUUGUGCAGGAUUCUGGACGUGGACGAAGAUAAAACCAGGCUCAGGGGUGUCAGAAAAAACCCUGCUCUGAACUUUUUGCUUGACAUCCAGUGGUUGAUCUGUACCUCACGCCGGGAUCCAGACAGAUUGAGUCUCGUCUAGCGGUUAGUAGAGUACAAAAGAGCAGACGUUGCUUGAAACAGAAGCGUAAUUAGAUCUACAGACACAGAUACACUUACUCACUCACUUACACACACAUACUCCAGUGCUUAUUUGAGUGGGUCAAACACACGGUAGAGGUGCUGAGUGGAGUGUGCGCCGCUGAGGGUCUGAUAGAACCUGAGUGCAACAGCUGCAUUGUACCAUUAGCUCACCCGAACCCCGUCAGUGAAGCUGAUUGUGAGGUUGCACACUUGGUAGUCUCCAAGUUGUGCUCGGGUAGGCAGAAACUGUAAGGUUAUCAUAAGUCAUUUGUACUAUGUUGCAGUACUGCGUGGUGCUCAGUUUUCGCUAUUCCAACUCUCGACAAGUUGAUGACACAAGCAGCAAUAGCUGGAAUUGCAAUAUAGUAGCUUUCUUCGACGCUAUUAGUUGAAUGUGAUUCUAGUCACGUUCUUCGUGUCACUGUGGACCUUGGCUAGAUUCCGUGGAACUUGUGCUGGCUUCUACUCAUGUAGGAAAGCCUCGGUGUUUUCUGCCACCAAUGGCCGAAAAAGAAAGAUAUAGACAAUGUUGAAGACCAUCUAGAUGAUUAGAAAAACAAUUGAACUCAAGUACUUUGAAACUAAGAGUCUCAACAUUUUUUGCAAAUUCUGAGUCUGCCUUGUAGCAAUAUUCUUUGGUAGAUCUCCCCUUCUCUGGAGGUGAACGAUUUCCCUUCAGUCCUGUGUGGAGAUCUCGCUCUGCGAGAUUUUAAUUGAAACAUUUAGAAAAAUAGCACCUCUAUAAUGGCCGUGGCAGCUCAAUCUCUGUCUCUUUACAGCGACACUGGCCUCUUUUCUCAGGUGGCGCCUGUGUCCAACCCCACUCUCAUGCUUAACGACAAUGGGACAGUUUCUUAUGGAUCUGCGACGCUGUCUAGUGCUAGCGGACAAUCCCUGCUAUCAAACUUUGCAGACGGCUUCAGUUUCGGCAACUCCAGCUGGUCGGACACGCCAUACACACCGUACUCAUCCAUCAGCUCCUUCAAUUUUCCAAAUUUUCCAGAAUCUUCGAGUUCGGAGGUGCUGUGCUCAUCCGAAGACCACUCUCCUGACCUUCUCCUGAUGGGUAGCCACUCCGACUUCAUGAGCCAGAUCAAUGUAGCACCCCCCAGCUUGGUUAGCACUCCGGCGGUCAUGCACCCCAAAUUGGUCAGCACUUUAAAAAACAUGGUAGCGCCGGAGCCAGCCUCACCGCGACACAGCUCUUCUCAAUAUUCUUACUAUUUCUUCGACCAGCAGCUGACGUCCCAACAGCAGGCAGCUAACUCGCAGCAUCAAAAUGAUGCGGCGGCGCACAAUCCCUUGUUGCAUUUUCAUCAUUCGGCGGAUCUCAAGCCCACCGUCGAUGUGUCCAGUAGUGUCAGUGAGUGUUCCCAAGCUAUCCCACCAACGUGCUCACAAUCUUUGAAGGUUGAGAAGUCAGAGUCAGAGGACAUUAUCGAGGCGGCAGUGGUAUCCGUAGACGUGAUUCAGAACCGACGCCCUUUCCGAUGUCAGCAUGAAGGGUGUAACAAAACCUUCAAGAACCCACAAACCAUGAAGAUGCACCACAAGACGCAUUACACGGACAAUACCUUCAAAGCGGGUCAACAGCCCUUGCCCACUCUGAGCAACUCUCUCAAGGCUGGGCACAACAAGAAGAUCCCUUCUCGAUGUCCUAAAUGCAAGAAGACUUUCGUGGGUCUCUACGAGCUCCGCAGGCAUUACGGCCGUAAGCACUCCGAAGGCGAGAAGCCUCACGGCUGCCGAAAGUGUGGCAAGCGAUUCUACAUUGAGGUGGAUGUCCGAGACCAUGAGAAGCUGUGCGGUGAGCCAAUUGAGUGCAAGUGUGGUCUCAAAUUCGCCUUCAAAUGUAACUUGGUGGCGCACAAGAAAGCUCACCCGGCAUGUCAGGAUGCCCAGACCAGCCUAUCGACCUCGUCGACGACUUCAGGAGGCGCUAGCUCGAUGAUCAACCAGUCACCGUCUUCCUCCAGCGACUCUGACCAGAGCCCCGGCGGAAUCAACUCCCCACCUUCUGGCCGUGGAACCAAAAGACCUCGCGAGGAGAGUAUUAAUCCUGAAAAUUCCUUUCACAGUACCCCACUUCCGGAGCUGAAAGACAUUCCCGAGGCGCCCCAGUUCAAGUGCGCCCGCCAUGGCUACUCCGGCAGCCUUCCCUUCUCCAGCGAGACCAACAGUUCUUGGAUGUCCCUCCCCAGCAUCUCUCAUUAUCCAGAGGUCCCCACCUUCUCGCACUUCAACCCCAUGUCCACGGCGUCACUCUUUCCGUCCCCGCAACAGAAGCCGUCGGGUUUCUCAUUCAAGCUGCGAGAACCGAUGUCUUUUGAUCAGAGCUAUCCCGGCUCAGUUGCAGGUUUGGAGAUGGGGAUUUUAAAUCAGUUAGAUUCUUCCACCAAUUCUUCCCUUCAAAGCAUGGUCCGGCUUACCUGAAGGUUAUGAUCAAUGUAUUCCUUUCUUCUGCUGGGUUCCUCACAAAGCCAGUGCGCAGCGAGUAGUCCAUGUCUUGUAAUUUUCCAGUCGGAAGUGUUUUCCGUGGAAUCUCAUAGACUUUGACCACGCCUCCCAUCACGUGUGGUCAAUGUCUAUGAGAGAUACGAGCUAACUGUGGAGUCUGAGCACUGAAGAGGUGAAGGAGUACCGUGGUACGGCACAAGGAUGUCUUAAUAUAUUCUUAGGAAAUCCGACAAAAAUUGUAAAUCUUUCCACCGUACGGGGUAGGUUGAAGGUGGAAUGAAAAUAAUACUAGGUCUGAGCUGCAUACAAGGGAUGAUAGGUAUUUAACUCUGUCUACUGCACCCACACAUGAUUAAUUCUUUUGAUGGGUAUUCAAUUCAAGAUUCAAUAAAUUUCCUCUGAAUGACGAAAUUCUUCAAA